Molecule: messenger RNA, 1437 nt
Organism: Lolium rigidum
Lineage: Eukaryota; Viridiplantae; Streptophyta; Magnoliopsida; Poales; Poaceae
Exons: 1
Coding region: 322-1323 (333 amino acids)
Source: RefSeq, a predicted model, not a curated record
GCCUCCAGUUAAACCUUCCCUAUCCGAUUCUUCCAACUCCCUCGCUAGUCCCUGCCUCAACAAGCAACAAGUCCAGCACACCAACAUCCAUCCAAGGAGAGGGUGAGGAGAGGAGGAGGAAGAGGGUGAGGAGUUGCCUCUGAAAGCAAGCCAUCAUUAAGGCGCCAAAUGCGGGAAUGCAUAUUAGCUAACAGGACAAGAAGCCCAAGACGAAGAAGCAGCUAGCUAGCUAGCCGGGGAUCGGCCGGGCACCACCGUCCACCGAGAAGCAGCAGCUAAUUAAGCUAGCUAAGCUCAGAGCCGCGCGCCGCCGAAGGCGCCAUGUCGUAUGAUCAGAUGCUGUCGCCGCUUCUGGAGGGCCGGUCGUCGUCGGCGUGGACGUCCUCCUCCCAGCUGCUGGGCCUGGGCGGCGACGCGGUGACGAGGCAGAUACUCAAGUGCACGCGGUGGCAGCUGGAGGAGACCACGGACUUCGUCACCUGCCCCUACCACUACUACUGCGACAGCUCCUACCCCGGCGACUACCACUCCGCCGUGGGCGCGCUGGUCGCCGCCUUCGCCGCCUACUGCUUCGCCGCCGCGCUGGCCUUCACGGUCCUGGACCUCGUCCGGAGCGGGGCCGCCGGCGUGAGAGGGAUCAAGCGCAAGUACCUGGUACCCUCGGGCCCGUUCCUGCUCCCGCUGGUGCUCCUGGCGCUCGCCAAGGGGCAGCGCGUGAACGCCGUGUUCCCGCUGGCGCAGCUGGGCCCGGCAUUGCUGCUGCUGCUGCAGGCGUCGGCGCUGGCGUUCCGGAACGAGGCCGACGGCGACAUCCGGUACGCGGUGCUGGAGGCCUCCACGGUGUCCGGGGUGCUGCACGCCAGCCUCUACCUGGACGCCGUGGUGCUGCCCUACUACACGGGGCUGGAGGCGCUCCGGUGGUCGCGGUUCUCCGGCGAGUGCGCGUCCUGCCUCUGCCGGAUGGAGCCGCUGGUGGUGGGCGGCACGGCGAUGCGGUACCGGGGGCUGUCCAAGACGGCGCUGGCCAUCAUCUUCGCGCUCUGCUCCCGGAUGGUGUGCCGGAUCUACGGCGAGGAGCGGCUCAGCGCGUGGACAAGGUCCGCGCUGGAGGGCGUCGGGUGGGUCUUCGUGGCCGCCGACGCCGUGUACCUCGUCGGGUGGGUGUCGGCAGAGGGCGGCGCCGUCGGGGUGGCGGCCUACGGCAUGGUCGCCGGCCUCGUCUUCCUCUGCGUCUUCGGCAAGGUGUACAGAUUCUUGGCGUGGGCCGAGUCGCGGCAGUCGCAGUGGAAAUCCAGCCUCUGCUGCCACAGCAGCAACGUUUGAUCCAUCGGUAUUUUUCCCAGACAAAAAAAAAAUUGUAGAAAAAAAAGAAGAGAAAGUGCGACAGUAUUUCUUAGCUCACCUUUUGCUUGAUUGAUGUACAAAUUUACAAUGCCC